UUCCAUGGACUAGAAGGGAUGGCAACGCGAGCAAGAUUUGUAGGCUUUCUCUCAAUAUUGUGUCUUUUGAAAACAAGUAAUGGUUCCGCAACUGGAAGGCGAGGAUAUGUAGACAAAUGUUCUGUGAAGCAGGGGUUCCUAUCAAAUUCAGAUGAGAGUGGAAGGAAGUUGGGUGUCACGUUCCGGAAUGACAAUUGCUCCUUAAACUGGAACCCUGUGGGGAAGCAUGCCAUCCAUGAGGUCAGCAAUGUCACCUUCAGCCAUUUGUCCUGUGACAACCAGGCAGCAGUGGUGGUCCACUGGAUGGCCAGUCCUCUUGGAAUUGAACAUGUGAAAGGCUUUCGGGUGUAUCUAGAAGACAAGAACCCAGAGGGAAAGCAGUGUCAACACAUGAUCCUGAAAGAGCCCCGUCAGCUGAAUUUCUCCUAUAAAAAUGUAAGAAUGAGUUCACAGCCAUUUGUUGGUCUUGCCUUUGAGGCAGACUACAUGGUGAGAAUUGUUCCUUUCCCCACAUUUAUGAAUGACAGCUGCUGUCCUCCUUCAUUCCUGCGCACUAACAGCUGUGAGGUGCUCCUCGGCCCAGACAACCUUGUAUGCAAACCAUUCUGGAAGCCGAAGAUGCUCAACAUCUCCCAAAUAGGCUCCAAUUUGCAUGUGGUGUUUGACCAUGCUCCUUCUACCUUUGGUUUUGCCAUCUACAACUUGUACUACAAGCUGAGGCAAGAGGGGCCUUUCCGACUGAAACGCUGCAAGCCGGAAUCCAACCUACCCAAGACAACAUGUAUACUGCAGGAUGUGACUCCAGGAACUUAUGCAAUAGAGCUGCGAGAUGACAAUAACACCACCCGGAGACAAACCCAGUACCAUGUCAGCCAAGUCCACUCUCCCUGGGCCGGUCCCAUUCGAGCCAUGGCCAUCACUGUCCCACUAGUCAUCAUGUCUGCUUUUGCCACUCUCUUCACUGUCAUGUGCCGAAAGAAGCAACAAGAGAACAUUUACUCUCAUCUGGAUGAGGAGAGCUCAGAGUCAUCCUUGCACACCACUGUCCUCAGCACGGAUCGGCCUUGGCCUCGGCCCAAAGUCUUCAUAUGCUACUCGAGCAAAGACUGCCCCAAACAUACGGCGGUCAUCCAGUGCUUUGCCUUCUUCCUACAGGACUUCUGUGGUUGUGAGGUGGUACUGGACCUUUGGGAACACCUGCAGAUCUGUAAAGAGGGUCAAAUGUCCUGGCUGAGCCGCCGAGUGGACGAGGCCCACUUCAUCAUCACCGUUGGCUCCAAAGGUCUUAAAUAUUUUGUGGAAAGGCGCCACAGGCGGGGAAAAGGACCUGCAAAGGAUCGAAACCGAGAUCGAGUCAAAGACCGCGCCGUUCCUAGCACCUCCGAGCUAAGUAGCCGGGACACCUUUGCGGUGGCUGUGGCCAUGAUUGCAGAGAAGGUGCGCGAGGCUCAUCAGACCGCAGCAGAGCUCUCGCGCUUCAUGGCCGUCUACUUUGACUACUCCCAUGAGAGUGACGUGCCCACGUGCUUGGCCCCGGUGCCUCGCUUCAAACUGAUGGACCAGCUGCCCCAGCUGUUUGCCAGGCUCCACUCACGCCAGCUAAGCCUCCCUGAGCGUGAGCCGCAGCCGCCCAACGUCAGCAAGCGAAACUACUUCCGCUCCAAAUCUGGCCGCUCGCUCUACGUAGCCAUCUGUAAUAUGCAUCAGCACAUUGCCCAGGAGCCUGAUUGGUUUGAGCAGCAGCUGGCUCCACCUCCAGCCCCACCCGUCCCAGGUCCCAAACGUGGAGCUGCUUGUGCCUCCGCCCCUGCGGAAGCCUCCAUGGAGACGUGUGACUCGGGCGUGGUCUUGAACGAGGUGGUGCUGAAGCGGCCGUCAGAAAGUGACUGUCCCGUACAGACCAGUGUCUUCCCACCGGCGUCUCUUAGCCUGGCUGCUGGCUCACUCCCUGGCCUCUCCUGCAACGCUGUGGACUGUCCAGUAGAUGGCGACGGCCCCUCUCCCUCGCAAGAGGGCUCGUCCAGCCCCGAAAUGCCACGGGACUCUGGGAUCUAUGACUCAUCUGUUCCGUCAUCAGAGCUGUCCAUCCCACUGAUGGAGGGGCUCUCCCCUGACCAGGCUGAUAACUCAUCACUGGCCGACAGUGUGUCCUCUUCCUCUGGUUUAGGAGAUGAGGAGAUAUCUGCGGUCAGCCCAGUGAACUGCACUCUGCCCACCAUUUGCAAAGUGGAGCUACAUCACAAUCUAGAGCCCAGUAAAGGACUGACUGCUGCUGCAACAUCUUAGCACUGCCUUUGGUAAUGUGCAGGGACACUUUAUCACUCCAGCCUGCCCACCCCAUCACUCUCACUGUGGAGCACAGCAGCCCCUCUCAGACACAGGGAUCUGUGGGGAAUUGAUCUGAACAAAUCAGGGGGCUGCUGACUUGUAUGGAUGGAGGCCCUGAUGGACUAAAUGGACCGAGUGCUGUAGAACCAGAUCAGGAAGGGCAGAGUGUUGUAGAACCAGAUCAGGAAGGGUCGAGCGCUGUAGAACCAGACCAGCAAUGUAUCUGCCGUAACCAUAGCAUCCCUCUCACCCAACCUCUCAGUGUCCCAUGCAUCAAGAGAUGGAACACAGUCACUACUUGGCAUCCAGCACAGCACUAGCAUCAACCCUGGAAAGACAAAAUGGACAGUGGUGAUCAUUUUGUCAUUUGGUUUUGACUGUUGGAACGAGUUCAUGUUUUUUUUUAUUUUUAUUUAUUGUGUUUGUCAUUUUUAUACUACAGUUAAGAGAACUAAAUGUCAUGAACGUUAAACAUGAAACGUCAAAGUGUUGUGUAGCACUUUUGAAGAGUAACAUUUAGAUGAUUGACAAUUCAGUGAAACCAUCCGUCUUCAUCCAUUUUACUUGGACUGUUUCAGUUGUAAAGGUUGAAUCAAACAGAAAACACUGACUUUUUCAAGAUUGCCAUUAACCAGUGAUUGAUCAGUGUGAUAUUUUGAAUUGACCUUCUUUGAUUUGCCAUGUUUUACUGUGUAAAAUAUUAUCUUUGGAGUUACAUAAGUUUACAUAUAUGCCAUUUUCAGCUCUAAGAAACAACAGCUAGACAACUAGUAGAACUUUUUCAUUUGUUAAGUUACUCUUGUGAACUUUGCUCCACUCAAGUAUCAUGAAGCUUAGAUUAGAGAUGAUUUCUAAAUUACUGUACUGUUUUAUAGUACUGUCAUGUAGGAAGUCUUGAAUAAAUUUUCUUCAGUGUUAUAUACAUCAAUACACAAAACAGUAGCCUUUGCACUGCAGAUGUUUGUCCUUCCUUAAUGGAAAAGAUGUGAUCAUAACAUCAGUCUAAUAGCUGCCUGGAAAUGUUACGACUUUUAUAGGCCAAGCUUCUGAUCUGAUGUCUGCUCUGCUGUGAAGUCCUUCAAUUCAACCUGGUUGGAAAAUGAAAGGCCUGCUUCUUCUUUUACCCAAGCAGACUUACAGUUUAAAAGAGAUUUAGUUGUCUGUUUUUAUUUUUAAAUUGACUCAAGACAAAAUGUUAUUGAAGUAGGCCUACUGAUGAACAGGCUGGGGCAGGUCUGUCUACCCUAUAAUCACUAGGAGCAGCGUUCCGCACUGCCGAAGCGAAUUACGCCGUUCUGCUUGAACACCACUGCUGACUUAACGCUGUCAAUGUGCCCCUCAGUGGCCAUCCUUUGUGGCAUUUAGAAAUGCUCGAAGUUGAACUCAGUUUUGAUGGGCGGUGUUUUAAGCGAUGACCGCGACCAGUGUUGACGGUGAGCUCUGAUGCGUAAAACCCUGUAACAACAGGAAAGAAUAUUAGACCAAGAAUUAGUGCAUUAAUGUCAAACUCUUCUAGUGAAAUAGAAUAUGUAAUGAUCUUAGAAGAAAGUGGUAUUCUGUCAUUCUUCCUGAGAGGAUUAAUAGCCUAAGCACCGGAGAAUGUCUGUCAGUGCCCUCCGCGGACUGUGCCUCUAGGAUCCUUAAUCGUCCAGAAUUGUUGCCAAUACUGCUGUCGUUUCUCCGCGUCGGUACGUGAAUUCAGACGAAUCAACCUGUUUGUAGUUGCUCAUUCAUAAAUUAGGCUACUCUUCACUAAAUAAAGUUUCAUGCAUACGGGUGUUGGAGGCAAUGAGGUUUCCGGGUGAGUAGCUUACACUUUCUAUCUGCUUGUAGUCUGACAAUCAUGUUUUAGUUAGCCUAUAAGUGCGUUCUUCAAUGUGCGUUUUGUUUUGGUAGUCGACUCGUCAUGUGCAGUAUGGUAAGAGUGUGUGUACGCUACAGCAGAACUAUCUGUGUGUGGGGCAAAACGAAUCUGAUUUGCAAGUGAAUCCGAGGUGCCCUGAUCCUGAAUUAUCACCAUUAUUUUGCUGGAACUGUGUGCUGCCAUGAAUAUUAUUCCGUGUGUUUCUUCAUGCACUGUAGAACAUUUGACAGUCAACUGCAAAAGUGUUAAGCACUAUCUUACUGCCAGCUGAGUGCAUAACUGCAGGAAUGAGUGAAACAAUCUAGGCCUACAAAGCCAGAAUCCACGUUCUGUCUAUCUCACACACAAAGCACACUAGUAUUCACAAUUCCAUGCCCAUUCAUAACCCUUGAGCGUAGCUGAGGUAGGCCUAUUCCUUAUCACCCAUAUUGACAGGUUUUCUCACACCCAUGGAUGUUGCACUUUAUUGUGAAAGCCAUAUGAGGGUAUUGGGUUCAUGGUGGAUGUUCAUAUGCAUGUGAGCAUUAAUGUAGUUGAUGUAACUUGUUUUGGCUGUAUACUGUUCAGUUUACUUGGAGAAUUAGUUUCACAUAAGUGUGUACACUAUCGUUUUCCAAUUGGGGUCAGAAAUGUCCUUGUUUCCAAAGAAAAGAAAGUGGAUCAUUUUUAGAUUACAGCAUUGUUGGAAGAACUCGCUUAUUAUUUCAAUUAUCUCUAACCUUGUUAUCAAUGGCUGUGUCUCCUGUUCAUAUGACUAUAUUUCCUAUUCAAUCUUUUUCAUGGAAAAAAGGAUCAAAUUUUUCUGUGACUGUGAAAUGGUAGUGUAUGUGAAUGCUUGCUCUGGAGCUCAAGGUUUGCCCACUGCGUGUAUUGGGGGGGUGCUUCUGCCACUUACACAAGGGCAACUCCAGAGCCAGAGCCAGGCAUAAUCCUAGACUUGAUCCCCUCUGAAUGCACAAGAGAGAAGCUUUUGAUUUGGUCUGGCCACGGCAGUGCCCUUCUGCUGAGUAGGGUCCAAUCUGUGCUGUCUCUUCCUUGCUGGGAUUAGUGGCCUUUCUCUACCUCCCUCCCACAACUCCCCCAGCCCAAAGUCUUGUUGCUUUUGUUUCUGUCUAGGUUGAUCCAGAUAGAUGUGCAGUGCAUGAUGGGGAAAUCAUCCAAAUCAGAUUGUAAAGGCUUUCAACAAUCAUAGGUCGAUAACCUUCACAGCAGGACGUUAUGGUUAUGGUUAUGGUUAUGGUUAUUGUUACAGACAUUGUUGUAGUAUUUUGUGGACACUUUUGGUUUGGUUUGGUUAUGCUAAACAUUGGAAAAUAUUUACCAAUAAAUGUUUCAACAUAAUACUUUCUCAUCAACUAUCAUAUGAUGAAUUAUUUCAUUUUACACGCUGUGUGAGUAUUACCUAAAAGCAAAAGGUUACCUUAAUUCCCUUUCCAGCAAAGUAAAAUGCAAUUUUAGAAUUGCUUAGGUGGAGGAAAAUGAAGGCUUGACUUUUAGUCACAUUGAUUCAACCCCAUUUCUU
This is a messenger RNA of Alosa alosa (allis shad), 5714 nucleotides long. RefSeq names its product interleukin 17 receptor D (gene il17rd). NCBI's taxonomy places the organism in Eukaryota, Metazoa, Chordata, Actinopteri, Clupeiformes, Clupeidae. Gene Ontology annotation, molecular function: interleukin-17 receptor activity. The record is from RefSeq and is a predicted model, not a curated record.